AUGUCCGCGCACGCGCGCACAGGCCGGCACGUAACAAGGUUCCAACCGCACCGAGCGCCGACGCCGCGAGGACUGAGCCGCCCCGCCUCCUGCGUCGCAAUUUAUGUAUGCCGCCGCCUACGCACCGCGGCGGGCCUGCCUCCCCCCGCCGCCGUGGACCUGGCUCUGGCCAUGCGGCUGUUUUUCCACUCCAUCCUCGGUCCCCGACGUCUCGGCCUCUCCCCCAGGCCGGUGGAUUCCCAGCCCAGCCCAGCCCAGCCCAGCCCAGCCCAGCGUGCCAUGUCCCAGCACCUGGUCCUCUUGCUGGUGAUGCUCGCCAUCAGCCCCCUCCCGGGAGCCUUCCAGGAACCAGACUGCGGCCGCCCUGAGCCCUCUGCCCGCAUCAUGGGGGGCUCGGAGUCGCGGCCCGGCGCCUGGCCCUGGCAGGUGAGCCUGCAUCACAACGGGGUGCACAUCUGCGGGGGGUCGCUCAUCGCGCCGUCCUGGGUGCUGUCCGCGGCUCACUGUUUCGUGGAGAACGGGACGGUGGAGCCCGCGGCGGAGUGGUCGGUGGUGCUGGGCGUGCACUCCCAGGACAGGCCCCUGGAGGGCGCGCACGUGCUCGCGGUGGCCGCCGUCCUGCUGCCAGACAACUACAGCCGCGUGGAUCUGGGCGACGACGUAGCGCUGCUGCGCCUGGCCGAGCCCGCCCUGCUGGGGGCGACAGUGCGGCCAGUCUGUCUGCCCCGCGCGGCGCACCGCUUCGCCCACGGCGCGGCCUGCUGGGCCACAGGCUGGGGCGACGUGCAGGAGGCCGACCCCCUGCCUCUCCCCUGGACGCUGCAGGAAGUGGAGCUGAAGCUACUGGGGCCGGCGGCCUGUCAGUGUCUCUACAGCCGGCCGGGCCCCUUCAACCUCACCUUCCAGCUGCUGCCAGGGAUGCUGUGCGCCGGCUAUGCCGAGGGCCGCCGGGACACCUGCCAGGGAGACUCCGGGGGGCCCCUGGUCUGCGAGGAAGGCGGCCGGUGGUUCCAGGCAGGCAUCACCAGCUUCGGCUUUGGCUGUGGCCGGAGGAACCGCCCGGGCGUCUUCACGGCUGUGGCUUCCUAUGAGGCGUGGAUCCGCGAACACGUGCGGGGCUGGGAGCCGGGGCCCGCCUUCCCCGCCCAGCCCCCCGAGCCCCAGCCGGGCCCCCAGGAAGCCCCGGAUGAGAACUGCACGCUCGCCCAGCCAGUGUGCGGGGGGGCCCCGCGGCCCGGGGACUGGCCCUGGGAGGCCCGCGUGAUGGUGCCGGGAUCCAGACCCUGCUACGCAGCGCUGGUGUCGGAGAGCUGGGUGCUGGCACCUGCCGGCUGCUUCCCGGACCCCGUCAGCGCAGGCCGCCAGCCCCGCGACCUGGCCGCCUGGCGCGUGCUGCUGCCGUCAUGGCCGCGUGCCGAGCGGGUGUCGCGCCUCGUGACGCACGAAAACGCCUCGUGGGACGCCGCCGCCGACCUGGCGCUGCUGCAGCUGCGCGCGCCCGUGAGCCUGAGCGCGGCCCCGCGGCCCGUGUGCCUGCCCUACCCCGACCACUAUUUCCUCCCGGGGAGCCGCUGCCGCCUGGCGCCCUGGGGACACGGGGAGCCCGCACCGGGCCGGGACACCUUGCUAGAGGCCGAGUUGCUGAGCAGCUGGUGGUGUCACUGCUUGUACGGCCGCCAGGGGGCGUCGGUGCCCGGGCCCGGAGAUCCACCGCUUGCGCUCUGCCCCGCCUACCAGGAGGAGGAGGAAGCCAGUCAGUGCUGGAACUACUCACAGUGGAGCCUUGUGUGCCGGGAGGAGGGGAUCUGGUUCCUGGCUGGAAUCGGAGACUUAUCCGGUGGUUGCCUCCGUCCCAGAGCCUUCACCCCACUACAGACCCACGGCCAGUGGAUCAGCCAUGUGACUCGGGGGGCAUACCUGGAGGACCAGCUGGACUGGAACUGGAGCGAGCAGACUGACACACAGACUUGCCCCCCGCACCUUGAGCAUGCCUGUGGCCUGCGGCCAGAGCCUGCUCCAGCAGGGGGCCUGUGGCCCUGGCUGGCAGAGGUGCAUGUGGCUGGUGACCGAGUCUGCAUUGGCAUCCUUGUGGCCCCAGGCUGGGUCCUGGUAGCUACUCACUGUGUCCUCAGACUGGGCUCCACAGCAGUACCUCACAUUGAGGUGUACCUGGGCCGGGCAGGGGCCACUCCCCACCCCCAGGGCCACCAGGUCUCUCGCUGGGCUGUCAGCAUCCGCCUGCCCCGACACCUGGGCUUCCGCCCCCCCCUGGCCCUGCUGGAGCUGAGCUCCCGAGUGGAGCCCUCCCCAUCAGCCUUGCCCAUCUGCCUUCAACCUGGGGCUGCACCCCCGGGGGCCAGCUGCCGAGUGCUGGGCUGGAAGGACCCCCAAGACCGAGUCCCGGUGGCGGCUGCAGUCUCUAUACUGCACCCAAGGCUCUGCCACUGCCUCUACCAGGGCGUCCUGCCUCCGGGGGUGCUGUGUGUGCAGUAUGCAGAGGGGCAGGAGGACAGGUGUGAGGUGAGCUCGGCGCCCCCCCUCCUGUGCCAGACCCCCGGGGGCCACUGGGCUCUGGUGGGCAUGGCUGUUCGCGGUAGCCAGGAGCUGUUUGCCGCCCUCGCCCCUGAAGAAGCCUGGAUCUCCCAGACGGCGGGGGAGGAGGCUCACUUCCUGACCCCCAGCGGCUCCCCCCACUGGACCACUGUGGAUAGUGACUUCUGCCCCCCGGAACUGGCGGGUGCCUCCAGCACCCCUCGGGCGGCCCUGUUCCUCCUACUUCUGGGCCCCCUAAUCCUAGGCUGAAGAUUCCUGCCCGCCCCCCAUCUUCCUCGCCCCCUCCAGGCCUCCCUCCACUUCCUGGCCCCAAGGGGCUGGAAUGCGGCCCAACGGGUUCCCUCGGUCCCGGCCCCACCCACCGUGGCUGCAGCGGCUCAGAAAACCCGCCCUCCGCUCUCGGCUAUUUCGGGCCCGGGAAUCCCGGGGGCAGCAAGAGGAGGGACAAUAAAGGUGUAAACACAGA
This is a messenger RNA of Erinaceus europaeus (western European hedgehog), 3019 nucleotides long. RefSeq names its product serine protease 36 (gene PRSS36). Bases 1 to 2802 code for a protein of 933 amino acids. The record is from RefSeq and is a predicted model, not a curated record. Gene Ontology annotation, molecular function: serine-type endopeptidase activity. Lineage: Eukaryota; Metazoa; Chordata; Mammalia; Eulipotyphla; Erinaceidae. The transcript is spliced from 16 exons. Gene Ontology annotation, biological process: proteolysis.